AUGUCGUCCGCCGCGGGAGGGUACGGCGCCGGGGCGGGGAGCGGCACCGAGCCCCACUGCCACGGCCGCGGCCACGGCGACUUCCCGCUUCACCACCAUGCACAGCACGUGGCCGCGCAGCAGCUCUACCACGUCCCGCAGCACAGCCGCCGCGAGAAGCUGCGGUUCCCGCCGGACGACUCGCCACCGCACGCCUCCGCUUCCGGCCCGCAGCACCAGAACCACCACCACCACCAGCAGCACGCCGGGGCGGGGUGGCCGCCGCCUCCGCCGGGGUUCUACUCCUACGCGACCUCCUCCACGUCGUCCUACUCCCCGCACAGCCCCACGCUGGCGGGGCAGGCGCAGCUCGUCGUGGCGCCGCACGGCCACGGCCUCGCCGCGCCGCUCUCGUCGCAGAUCCCGACGCAGAACUUCGCGCUCUCGCUCUCCUCCUCGUCCUCGAACCCGCCGCCCGCGCAGGCGAGGAGGACGCUCGCCGCGCCCUCGGGGCCGUUCGGGCCCUUCACCGGCUACGCGGCGGUGCUCGGCCGGUCCCGGUUCCUCGCCCCCGCGGAGAAGCUGCUAGAGGAGAUCUGCGACGUGGGAGGCGCUGCCCCGCGCGUGGACCGGAGCGCCUCCGACGAGGGCCUGCUCGACGCGGAUCCGAUGGAGGGCAUCGAUCACGACAUGGACGGCGCCGACCGCGCCGCCUCCGACGCUGGGCCGAUCUCCGGCGCCGAGCAGCAGUGGAAGAAGACCAGGCUCAUCUCCAUGAUGGAAGAGGUUUGCAAGAGGUACCGACUGUACUACCAGCAGGUCCAGACUGUGAUCAACUCGUUCGAGACGGUCGCAGGGUUCAGCAACGCCGCUCCGUUCGCGGCCAUGGCGCUGAGGGCCAUGGCGAAGCAUUUCAAGUGCCUCAAGGGCAUGAUACUGAGCCAGCUGAGGAAUGCGUCCAAGGCUGCUGCCAGCAAAGAGGGAUUCAGCAAGGACAUCGCCAUGUUCGGGCUCGCCAGCGGCAGUGCCGCCGCCCUCCAGAGAGCAAGCAGCGUGGCUGCGUUCGGCCAGCCGCACAACAUCUGGCGGCCGCAGCGUGGGCUCCCAGAGCGAGCCGUCUCCGUGCUUCGUGCUUGGCUGUUCGAACACUUCCUGCAUCCAUAUCCAACUGAUGGUGACAAGCAAAUGCUAGCUAAACAGACGGGUUUAACACGGAACCAGGUAUCGAAUUGGUUUAUCAAUGCAAGAGUCCGGCUGUGGAAACCGAUGGUGGAAGAAAUCCACAACCUCGAGAUGAGGCAGGUCCACAAGCAUCCAGCCCUUGACAAGAGCCAGCGCGCUAUGCAUCACCAGACCCAGCAUUCUUCUGAGAGCAGCGGGAAGCCCUCCGAUCCUUCCGACUCCCAGCUCGGCCAAAGCAGCAGCAUCACUCGGAACCACGCCAUCCCUGCUUCUCAGGGCUUCCCGGAUGAGCUCUCCCAGAUGUCCCACUCCAUCCAGCAGGGGCAGGUCACUUUCGCAUACAAUGGCCUGUCGACGCCGCAGCAUCAGCACAGCCUCGCGUCAUCGCAGCACCACCAGCAGCUCGGAUCAAUGAGCGGCAUCGGCGGGGCGGGGAACGGUGGUGUGUCCCUCACCCUCGGCCUCCACCAGAACAACAGGGUGUGCAUCGCCGAGCCGCUCCCGGCGUCCCUCCCGCCCAACCUCGCCCACCGUUUCGGGCUGGAGGAGGUCAGUGAUGCCUACAUGAUGGGUUCGUUCGGAGGCCAGGACCGGCAUUUCGGCAAGGAGAUGGGUGGCCAUUUGGUGCAUGAUUUUGUUGGCUGAUAUGGCUGCUAAUGCUAUUGCUGCUGCUGCAUCUGUCAGUUUGCUGAUGGUGCAUAACCUUGUAUUGUACCGCUACUAGUAUGUUAGAAUGGUAUAUAAGUGGAUCACUUGGUGGCUUUGGCGUGAUCAGUUUGAAUCAAUUUCUUUGGAGGGUGGAGAAAGAAACAUUGCUGACUUGGUGAGCCCCUGUAGAUCGAGGUGUGCUGUCAAAUAUUUGACUUGUUGGGCUAAUAGAGAGCAUGAGAAUACCUUCCCAAGUUGCCAAUACACGUUUGCUCUGAGAUGAGAUUUUAUAAAUAUGGUGAGACGUUGUUGC
Molecule: messenger RNA, 2122 nt
Organism: Setaria italica (foxtail millet)
Lineage: Eukaryota; Viridiplantae; Streptophyta; Magnoliopsida; Poales; Poaceae
Product: BEL1-like homeodomain protein 9
Exons: 4
Coding region: 1-1806 (601 amino acids)
Biological process (GO): regulation of transcription by RNA polymerase II
Molecular function (GO): DNA-binding transcription factor activity, RNA polymerase II-specific; RNA polymerase II cis-regulatory region sequence-specific DNA binding
Source: RefSeq, a predicted model, not a curated record